AUGGAAAAUAAACUACCCCAGGGAGGUACCGGCAAUGCCGGAGAAUCCUCUGCCGCCACGGCGGUCACGGCCCACGUAUCUGGGGGGGCCGCGCAGUGCCUUGUGUCUUCACCGGCGACUAAGCCGAAGCAAUGUACAGCCGUACGAACUGAUUUUGACAGCCGGCUGCGAAACAUGUUCGCAGCUAAGACCGUAAAGGACAUAGUCACCAAAAAGGCGGUCGAGACAGCCGCGGGACCUAUCCGCGGUGCGACUCCCGCUCCAGUAGGUGACUCCCAAACUGAGACUCACUCGGAUGUGACAUCGGCAAAGGUAAUGGUCGAGACUGCCUCGGAUCUAUCCGGGGAUCUGACUCCCAUUACCCGCAGUCGCUCCCGGACCAACGUAUCCAAGGGAAGAGUUAGCGAAAGACCUGCCUCUGCCACCAAACGGCGGCUUGAGGAAGCAGAAGAGUCCCCUUACUAUACAGAUGAGACCGACCACGAAGGCAAGGUCGAUCGCUUCAUUGAGCGCUGCUUGGAAGCUGACACGGACGACUCCUGUAUGUCGACCGAGUCAGCGUCAUCUAGGCCACAAAGCCGCACAUCAUCACGCGGCAGCAAGAAGCCCCGAGGCCGCGGUAGACCCUCAACCGUGGGGGACUACAUUGGCUUGAAACAAAAGUGGGCUGAAGAGAAACUGCUCGCCAAGGAGCAAUACGAGGAGGUAGAGGAGAUGGCCGUAAGGCUAACAAACAAGAUGAAGGGAAAGCGACUCCGUGCAGAACACAACUCGCAGGCACUGACCACAGAGGAGUUGGUGCAGACUAUCCGUACCAGCACCGAAGCAGUGUUUAAGUGCGCGGGUAAGUGCGGGAAUAUAAAAGGGACCAUACAGGGCACCUUCAAAGAGGCCGCCCUUACUAUUGACGCAGCCGUCGCGGCAAUAGCAGCCAGAACUCCUGAGGAGGAGAUUAGUCGACUUAAUGCCGCCAACAACCUCCUCAAGAAAGAAGUUGAGGAACUCCGGCAGGAAAUCCAAAAGCUGAAGGCCGAGAAAAGCCAGGUUACUCCUGCCGCCACACAGGCUCCUGCGCCCACCAGUUCUGUCCUGGCGGGCGACGUAGAAAGAGAGAUCAUGGUCCGGGUGGGAACUAUGAUGGAUGCCAAACUUAAAGGGAUCGAGGAGCGUCUUCUGCCGGAGAAACGCCUUCGGCCUCCUCUCGCGGCCGAUACGUCGGAAUCCCUCUCCAGCCCAUCAACGACAACCGAUGGCCCCGGCACAAGGGCAGCAGCUAAGAGAGCUGCUCCGGCCCCACAAUCGGCUCCCCCAGCAAAGGCUGCACUAGCCUCACAGAGAAAGGCUCGCACCGGCCCCAAGACGGCGCCUGUACAGGCCUCAAUUGCCGAACCCUCCAAGGUGACCACGUCGCCUGCGCCAUCUCCCUCAAAAAAGAGCCGCGCUCGAAAAAAGAAGGGCAAAUCUCCACCUGCCCCUGCGCCAUCUCAAACAGAGCCCCGUUCUCUGCCUCCAGCACCAGCGUCCAUGGAUGCCGGUUGGACAGAGGUAGUGAAACGCGGGAAAAACAAAAGUAGCGGCGGCGAGAAAAGCCAGCCUAACAAACCGCAACCCGUGAGUCAGAAAAAGGCAGGCCCUGGCCGCACCACAGGAAACGCGCGGAGGGUGCGCGUGCCCAGAACUGCGGCCAUAACCGUGACCAUGACGCCGGAGGCCGCCCGUUAUGAUCCACCUCGCGACUUUGUGUGGUUCAUACAUUUGGCCAAACAGCAGGUGGAUCUCGCCCAGCUGGGAAUAAUGGACGGUCUUCGGUUUAAGCCAAGUCAGUCGGCCACCAAACUCCUCGUUCUGUCAGGUUCGGACGUGGAGGUGAAGGCUGACAGACUAGCAGCCGCUUUACGGGCAGUGCCCGAGUUCACAGAAGAGACGGUCCGUAUCGGGCGUCCGAUCAAGUCCGAGGAUCUCCGCUUAACAGGUCUUGAUGACUCAACCGGGGCGCCAGAAGUCUCGGCCGUUAUAUCGGCAAGAACGAACUGCCCACUGGAAAACAUCUCAGUGGGCAAGAUCAGUGGAGCCAGGGAGUCCCGCAGCGUUAUCGUGCGGGUACCUGCUAAGGUAGCAAAAGAGCUGGCGAAGUGUCGCCGGCUACUAAUCGGAUGGGCCUCGGUACAGGUAACGCUGUUGAAACCGAGGCCGUCAAGGUGUGUCGCCUGUUGGGGCACUGGCCACACGGCCUUUAAGUGCGCCGCUGGCAUUGACCGCAGUGGACUCUGUUUCCGCUGCGGUGAAGAGGGCCAUAAGGCCAAGGUGUGCCCGGCCCAGGUUCCCCGCUGUUUGUUGUGUGCAGCGGCUGGUAAGGCCGUGGAGCACAUGCUGGGGGCAAAAGAUUGCCCUCAGCCGGCGCAAAAGCCGAAGCCGGCGCAGCGAGCCGGCACGACGGCGAGCCUCAUGGAGGUAGACGCGGGGGCGUCUGCCUCCUAA
This is a messenger RNA of Ostrinia nubilalis (European corn borer), 2478 nucleotides long. RefSeq lists its product as uncharacterized. Lineage: Eukaryota; Metazoa; Arthropoda; Insecta; Lepidoptera; Crambidae. The transcript has a single exon. The record is from RefSeq and is a predicted model, not a curated record. Gene Ontology annotation, molecular function: zinc ion binding; nucleic acid binding. The coding region runs from base 1 to 2478 and encodes 825 amino acids.